This is a messenger RNA of Drosophila miranda, 1586 nucleotides long. RefSeq lists its product as uncharacterized. NCBI's taxonomy places the organism in Eukaryota, Metazoa, Arthropoda, Insecta, Diptera, Drosophilidae. The transcript is spliced from 2 exons. The coding region runs from base 802 to 1569 and encodes 255 amino acids. Gene Ontology annotation, molecular function: sequence-specific DNA binding. The record is from RefSeq and is a predicted model, not a curated record.
UUUACGUUUUCGCAGUGAAUACCAUUUUUCCAUUGUGAAUGACAAUUAUUCAGAGUUGCAUUUGAAAACCAUCGGCUAACUAUCGCAUAGAAACGUGCGGUUUAGGAACAUCCAAAAUGGAUGGUGGACUAACUGGGAAAUUUUCGGAACGGCAAAACCUUACGGACCAUCCCCGAAAUGGAUGGUGGAUGGUCGUCAGUGUGAUGAGCCUAUUAACCCCCUCUUUUUAAAUAUUUCAAAGACUUCAGGAAAAUGGCGGAAAAUAUUACUGAUUGUAAAUAAUUUUUGGAGAUCCAUGUCAUCUUUCCGCUGAACUUAAAAACAACCACGAUAUCUUUCACCUGAACUGGUCUAAAAUUAUUAAACUUUCAUUACUUCUGGCGAAAAAGGUCAAACAAAAACAAGUAAGAGAGUAAUCGGUCUUAUUUUGAUAUUCCGUUGAACCGCUUCAGAGAGAGCGAAAAGAGAGCCAAAAACUGCAAUCACCUUCGUUUAUUCGCAGUCUUUAGUGUGACCAGACGGAGAAGCGGGAAAAUGUAGACAAAAAAGGGGUCUGAAUUUUUUGGGAAUCGAUAAAUUUCGGUUGAACAAAAAACAAUUUGAAAUAAAUAUUUAAUGUUCUUAGACGCUUAAUGCAUUAAAUGCUGUCCAAAUAUCACUUGUCGUAGCACUUCAAAUCGAGUUUCCAGCUAUUAUAUAAAAUGGAGUGCUUGGAAAAGGACAAAAUUUAAAGACAAGCUUAGAAACGGCCUUUCUCCAUUUCACUUCAGGGUCACAUAAUCAAAAAAAAAAAACAAAAAAAUGAUUAAAUAUGAACGACUUUGUUGCACUGUUUCCGAAUGUCACGAGAGUGGCUUGCAAGACAGCAGCUCUAUGUUCAAGUUUCCUACAAAGCCGGGCGUCAGGCUGAAGUGGAUGGAGAAUCUCUGCAUGCCAAAGGACGCAAAACUCUCGAAUCGACGGGUGUGCCGGCGACACUUUGAGCCGCACUGUUUCGGCAAGUCCAAAUUGUUCGCCUGGGCAGUACCAACGCUCUUUGUGGGCAAGACAGACGGACUGCACCAUGGCGCCGCAAAGAAGAAAAAGUUGGUGCGAAAGUGCUGCAUCGGGGAUUGCACGACACGAUCGCCGCCCGAUAGAUUGCACUGUUUUCCCACAGAGCCGCAGUUGCGAACAGAGUGGAUGAAGCUGUGCAGGCUUAAAGACGGUCUAAAGUGGCCGUUCAUAUGCUCCAGACACUUUCGUCCGAGUCUGCUGCCCAACAAAAACAGCAAGUUGCCAAAGCAAGCCUUACCUGAACUGAAUCUUGGCACUGACACUGAAGAUCCCUUGGAUCUCCCUCUCAGGAACGAGGCUGAAGAUGAGGGAAUCGACGAGGACAAUUCGAAAGGUACUGAUGGGGCUGAAUCAUGUCCAUCCUGCCAAGGAACCAAAGACAUCAGCGUUAGCUUGCAGCAAAAGCUGGCUGCUGCUCUUCUUAGAAUACAGGAACUUGAGCAGAGACUUGAAGAUCACGCGGACACCGAAGAGGAGGAAGAGGAGGAGUACAUUUUCAUGCUGAUGAAAUAAAUAGAGUACAUAUCUGA